AUGGCCGGCGGAAACAACAACAAGGCGAAGACUGCGGCUGCGAGCGCCUCAACUGGUCGCUCUGACCCCGCUGGCGGGUGGAAGGACGUCGAGCGAGCAUUCAUGGAGCAGGCCAGGAAGGACAGCGCGCAGAUCGACCAGAUCGAAAAGGACUGCCCGACCUUCACCAGCGACGGCGCGAAGAAGGAGCUCAGCGGCGUGAACAAGAUUAUGAAGGAGCAGAAGGAGGCGCAGGACAAGAGAGUGAAAGACGUGAAGCGGUUGGUCGAGGAGGACUUCAAAGUCCAGGCCAUCACGGACAUGAGGGCGAUGAUUAAAGGGAAAAUAAUGGAAGAGCUGGCACGCCAAGUGAAAGCGGAAGUCGACGGGCAGAUCAAGGACCACCUGCGCCCCACGCUCCUCGAGCAGAUCAAAGAGGCCGAGAUCCACCUCGCCAAUCUCAAAAACGCAAUCCACAACACGGAAGCACUCACCGCAAACUCCAAGCUCCAGGGCGACGACCUGCACAUGCCACUAGCCCCGCUGCGAAAAGCGGACCACAGCAUGAGCGGGUGCUGGCCCGAGAACAUAUACAGCCUGUGCGGAUAUAGCAACAACACGCUCAAGCAGCUCCUGAGGGACUACGACCUGCCCGUGCAGGACUCCCAGCAGGCCAACGUCGACAAGUUCCUCGCGUUUAUCGGGGUUACCUUCUCUCCAGUUGUGAUAGACGACUCUGACGAUGGUGAUGAUGUCCCGGACGGUGCCCCGCCCGGCUAUGCCCCUCCUGUGGACCCUGCUAGUGGAACGAUCUUGGUGAACGUAUGA
This is a messenger RNA of Gloeophyllum trabeum ATCC 11539, 807 nucleotides long. RefSeq lists its product as uncharacterized. The coding region runs from base 1 to 807 and encodes 268 amino acids. NCBI's taxonomy places the organism in Eukaryota, Fungi, Basidiomycota, Agaricomycetes, Gloeophyllales, Gloeophyllaceae. The record is from RefSeq and is a predicted model, not a curated record. The transcript is spliced from 7 exons.